AUGAUGAGCUUAUCUAAAGCUUACGAUUUGCUGCUCGACAUUCUUUGCCUAGUAUUAAUAUCAUCAAUAGUAGUAACAUCAAGUGCAAGUCCGCAUAUCGCCAAACAAGAUUGCAGUGAUAGAUGUGGAAAUGUGAGCAUCCCGUUCCCAUUUGGAAUCGGUUUAAAUUGUGCUUUCAACGUGUGGUACGCUAUUAAUUGCUUAAACUCGUCGAAACCAUAUCUAGCAGCUCCCACACUCAACCGCCUUGAAGUCCUGAACAUUAAUUUGCUAAAUACGACAGUCACUGUUAAUUCGCCAACAUCAGUCUCUGAUUGCCAGUACCCACGACCGCCAGGUCUGAAUAUUACUAGUAGUAGUGUCGAUCUUGAUAGGAGCCCUUUCCGGUUUUCCGAAUCACGGAAUAAACUAGUGCUUGAGGGCUGUGGCAAUACCGUCUUUUGGGAAAAUGGGAAUCCGCUCAGUGGGUGUUCCACCGUUUGCCGUAAUUAUGAUAAUAGUACAUCAUCAGCAGUUAAAAUAAGAAGAAAAGAGAAAAAUAAUAACUGCCUUGGUAUCACUUGUUGCGAAACAAGAAUUCCUGACCAUUAUUAUUAUUCAGCAUCACGUUCUUCGUGGAUGAAAACAGAUGGCCUAAAGUCAUAUAUGGUGGAGCUGCAAACAGAUGAUGAUAGAUCAGCAGGUUCAUCAUCAUGUGGGUCUGCAUUCUUCGUGGAUGAAGAUUUGUAUGUUCAAGGAAGGUUUUCAAACGGCGGGCUUGUUCCGGUAACACUUGAUUGGGAUCUUACAGACCUUGACUUCCUACAGAUAACUUGUUGCGAUCCCGGUGGGGACAGUCGUUAUUCUUCCACAUCUUCGACUGGUGUGCGAAUGGCUAAUGGUACUUUUGUGCUACUACAGACGUGUCUCCAGUUGCCGGAAUAUGAAGGAAACGUUUAUUUAAGAGAUGGAUGCGCUGGUAUGUAUUUAUGUAUAGUACUACGAGUACAAUAUAGCUAG
Erigeron canadensis is the source of this 999-nucleotide messenger RNA. RefSeq names its product wall-associated receptor kinase-like 8. The transcript has a single exon. Gene Ontology annotation, molecular function: polysaccharide binding. NCBI's taxonomy places the organism in Eukaryota, Viridiplantae, Streptophyta, Magnoliopsida, Asterales, Asteraceae. Bases 1 to 999 code for a protein of 332 amino acids. The record is from RefSeq and is a predicted model, not a curated record.